UUGGCUCUGAAGUCGGCUAUGAUUCACGAAUCAUAAACAAAUACCGCCUAGCAAGAGCAGAACCAAAAUUGUUGAAAGACAUGUCGUUUGCCAUAAUCAAUUGACAAAAUAUGCCGUUAUCAAAACUGAACUUAUUUGCUUCCUUCGCAUCGAGUCAUUUUUUUUUCGUUCCAUAGUCAGUUUUGUCUCCAAUCACAUCGCAGUAGCGUAGCUUCAUCAUCGAUCAAAUAAUCGUCUACUCACUGGUAACUUCAUCAUCCAUCCAUGAUUCCAUCCCUCCAUCAUUUCCAUGCACUCUCUUCUUUUUUCCUUCACUACUAUCAUUAUUUUCUCUGGUGAACUAUCCUUGCAAAACACCAUUAAUCCUCAUUUCUCAUCGGUGUUUGGCUCCUGAGAAUGUAAGAAAACGAAAAGAGAACAAUUUAGUAGUUUUCCCAUAUUUAUUCUUUGGUUUGGAAACAUCUAAAAGACGUCCUCUAACGUUGUCUUUAGCAACAACCGCACCCCCGCGUUUUUCUUUGCAUGUUUUCCAUUUUGAAAAUACGCGUUUCUGUCCAAGCUACUUGAGCUAUUUGAUUGUCUCAAAAAAAAUUUUCCCUGGGUGGAUUAUUGCUUUAGCGGGGAUGGUGUUGCUACAACCGUCUGUAGCAUCGAGAGAGGAGGAAAUGAAAAACUGACCCGGGUUUGAGUUUGUAAGAUGAGUUUUUUUUCCUUGGGUGGUAUCGACGAAGAUAAGAUGGGAUUGAUGCUAUCUUUUCUGAGUUGUGGCCGGAAGUUGGUGAUCUUGAACCAAUGCACACCAAGUGCUUGAAGUUUUGUCUCCUAAGAGACAAUCUAGGGAAAACGACGGUGGAAUGAACUGCUUCUCUCGCUUGUCUUCCUCUAUAUUUAGAAGGACAAGCCAUUUCUUAGCGACGAGGACUACUAACGCGUCAAAUCAAUCUCGUAUUCCCUUUUGGAGAAGGAGCUUCGAACAGUCCGGCCUCCAUCUAGAAUUUCUCUCCACCAGAUUUCGCAUUCAGUGCUACUCGUCUCGAAAGCCGAGUUUAAAACCUUCGAUUAGGAAAAAGAAGGAUUCUCUGCCAACGACAGUCAUGGACCACGAGAAGGAUGCUUUCUUUGUUGUGCGGAAAGGAGAUGUUGUCGGUGUUUAUAAGAAUUUUGCUGACUGCGAGGCCCAACUUGGAACUUCGAUACUGGACCCUCCUGUGAGUGUCUACAAGGGCUACUCUUUAUCCAAGGACUCUGAGGCAUAUCUUGUUUCCCAUGGGCUUCAGAAUGCUUUAUACACUAUCAGAGCUGCAGAUCUGAAAGAGGAUCUUUUUGGCACGCUCAUUCCUUGCCCUUUCCAGCAACCUGCUUCUUCCAAUGCUGAAACGUGCCCAAAUGAUGCAAACAAAAAGAGAUCACAGGAAAUCCUGGGAUCAGAAAUCAAAGGCAUAGAUGGAUCAGCAUCUAUCACUCGUAAGCAUACCAAGUUGGAUAUUCAAGCUGAGUGUCAAGCACUGUCUUCCAAUAGUGUACGUGGAUGUAAAACAAUGGAUAAAUCCUGUCUUCUCGAGUUUGAUGGUGCUUCAAAAGGAAAUCCUGGACAAGCUGGGGCAGGAGCUGUACUACGAAAUGAUGAUGGAAGCUUGAUCUGCAGAUUACGGGAAGGACUGGGCAUUGCAACCAAUAAUAUGGCUGAAUAUCGAGCCAUCUUAUUGGGAAUGAAGUACGCUCUUGAAAAAGGCUAUACAAAAAUUCAUGUCAAAGGAGACUCCAAGCUUGUCUGUAUGCAGAUUGAGGGUUCAUGGAAGGCCAGACAUGAGAACAUCACCAACUUGUACGAAGAAGCUAAGAAGCUGAAGAAUAGUUUUCUUUCUUUCCACAUCAGUCAUGUUCCGCGGGAAUAUAAUUCAGAGGCUGAUUCUCAAGCGAACCUGGCCAUCAAACUUGCCGAUGGUGAAGUUCAAGAGGAGUUUGAGUAGUAUUUGUCUAAUGGUGGUACCUAGUACAUACAUUUCAUUUGAAUCAGAAAUCAAGUACUGUAUUUCCUGUUUAUCCAUUGUUCUUCGGGCAAAAAGAUUUUGUCAGAGGUCGUGGUGAGAGGAUCAAACCACAAGUCCUGGUUGCCGGUGCAGUUGCAAUGAUUGGAGCUCAUUGCAAAACUUUUUUCCUGCAAAAUCAGUACGUUCAGUUACAAUGAUUAGCAUGGGCAUAAUUUUAGCGACAUGCCCUCAUGUGUGCAUUGUUAAAGAUCCAUAAUUCCAUAUUUAGACAUUGUUCUAUACAGCUCCCGUUUUUUGUGGAUGGUACAAUACUCCAUGGACCAUGAUCAUAUCACUUGUAUGGAUAGAGUAAUAAUAAUUAGAGAGAAUCUCAAGUGAUGGACAAA
Molecule: messenger RNA, 2377 nt
Organism: Populus trichocarpa (black cottonwood)
Lineage: Eukaryota; Viridiplantae; Streptophyta; Magnoliopsida; Malpighiales; Salicaceae
Exons: 10
Coding region: 855-1970 (371 amino acids)
Molecular function (GO): RNA-DNA hybrid ribonuclease activity; nucleic acid binding
Source: RefSeq, a predicted model, not a curated record